AUGGAUCAAACACUUGCAACCUUCCCUCAUGAAGCAUCUUCCCAGUCCCACACCUUGGCGGUAGACUUUACAUGGCGAAAGCUCCGGACCCUCAUCACGGACGCCAGCGAAUCAAACCCUACUCCUCUCUAUACCGUCGAUUGCAACAUUCUUACAAACAAUUUGACCUUUAAGACACCCCAAAACGACCAAAUUAUCGGAUCUGGUUCUGCACACGCAAUCAGCAUCAGUCCAGAUUACCAGCUCCAUGGUGUCAAGGGGACCCUCAAAGCCCAGAAACGGCUACGCACCAUCUACACCCACAUGUCUACCGCCUUCUCAGAUACGGGCGCUCCAGUUAAGAUGACAUGGACGAGCCAGAGCGGCUUCAGGACAUGGGAUUUUAUCUGUGUCGACGAGAAGCAAGAGCCUGUGGCUAGGUUCUCUGCCAACAUGUGGGCUUUGAAGAAGGUUGGAAAGAUUGAGAUGCUGGGGCCAAAGGCUUUUGACGAUGCUGCCCGUGAUGAGAUUGUGGUUGUUGGAUUUACGUUGUACUAUUGCUGGAUUUUACGUGUGAACAAUCCUUUCAAUCUUCUUGGGUCGGCAUUCCUUUCUAAGGAGAAGCCAGACAAGGUGGAUAGGAUCGAGAAGAUCGAUAAGGUUGAGGCUCUGCCGGUAGAGCAGAGAGAGGCAAACAUCAUUGGCUGA
Penicillium daleae is the source of this 687-nucleotide messenger RNA. RefSeq lists its product as uncharacterized. Bases 1 to 687 code for a protein of 228 amino acids. The transcript has a single exon. Lineage: Eukaryota; Fungi; Ascomycota; Eurotiomycetes; Eurotiales; Aspergillaceae. The record is from RefSeq and is a predicted model, not a curated record.